AUGUCGAUCGCCGAUAAUACCUUUUCGAUGUCGAACAUGUACGAUGCUUUACCACAUAUCCGUUUCUCUAGAGGAAUCUCCGGCUCCUCCAUUCCUCCUCCUGGCUUCAUCCCACGCGCCUCCGACACGCGCUUAAACCCGCUGUUCAACCUAAUGACUAGCGGCGAAGGUGUGGCCCUCUUCAAAGACAUGAUCUCGAAGCUAGACCGAAGACAGCUUCACACGAUGGCCUCGCUGCUGACGUCAGACUCCGAUUACUUCACGGAGGUUGUCAGGAACAAGCACGGGUCGAGACGCGUGCAGAAGCUCCUCGGGAUAUCAGACGACGUGGACGCGCUCUUCCACGCCGCGAUCUUGCGCCGUUUCCUCCACGUCAUGACCGACAAGUACGCGUCCUACGUGGCGAGACGAGCCAUGGCCGUGUUCGACCAGACGAAGAAAUACGCGAUGUACGAGCACAUUCUCCACCACGCGCUCGACAUAGCGCGUGAUCAACACGGCUGCAUCGCGCUCAACGAGAUCAUAACCGACGCGGACGAUCCUUUCUACAGGAACCAGAUGCUAGACGUGGUCGCGAUCAACGCUCUCUGCCUAAGCAACGAUGCUUCGGGGAACUUCGUGGUCCAACACGUGCUUAAACUGUAUGACUUGCGUUGCACGCAUAACAUUGCAGCUAAUCUCCGAGGCCAUUGCUUUGAGCUGUCGUUUAAAAAGUAUGGGAGCUACAUCGUUGAGAAGCUUCUGGAGGCGGAGGGUUCGAUGGCAGUUGUGGUGGAGGAGCUCUUGGAGUGCGAGGGAGAGAGGUUGAUGAGGCUGGCGAGGAAUGAGUUUGGGAGUUUCGUGGUGGUCAAGGCACUGAGAGUCACGCAGACGAAUAGGAUCGAUCUGUUUUGGGAUUUGGUGCAGAAGCUGAUGCCUUUUCUCCAUCUCUUACGUAGGUCUCACGGAAGUAGCAUUGCAAACAUCUUGGAGGCAUGUUCUAUAGCUACAAGAUGA
Microthlaspi erraticum is the source of this 996-nucleotide messenger RNA. The record is from the annotation of a GenBank genome assembly. NCBI's taxonomy places the organism in Eukaryota, Viridiplantae, Streptophyta, Magnoliopsida, Brassicales, Brassicaceae.